Messenger RNA from Microplitis demolitor, 1944 nucleotides. Its product is annotated as ubiquitin-conjugating enzyme E2 Q2-like. The coding region runs from base 182 to 1345 and encodes 387 amino acids. The record is from RefSeq and is a predicted model, not a curated record. Lineage: Eukaryota; Metazoa; Arthropoda; Insecta; Hymenoptera; Braconidae. The transcript has 2 exons.
UAAGAAUUCAAAAAAGUGGGGGAGUCGGAGAGGGCUGUUUAGUCAAAGAUUAUUGUAGACAAAAUUUUCCACUCUCACUUCUAAGUCGCAAGCGUCACAAGUACAGUGUAUAAUUUAUCAGUAUACAAUAUAUUUAAGAAUAUAUAUUCAUCAACGCUUGCAAAGUAGUUAAUUGAUACAAAUGGCUUGUUUAAAAGAUCUCAAACAAGAGAUACAAACUAUUCAGUCUGUGUUCCCAAAAAAUCAUGAAAGAUUUCAAAUAACAUCUGCAAGCCUGGACGAGCUUAAUUGUAAAUUUGUUGAUAAAGAUGGAAAGAAGUAUGAAAUUAAUGCUAGUAUUACUGAAACAUAUCCUAUGACUCCACCAGUAUGGUUCGCAGAAUCUGAUGAAUCUAGUAUAUUAAAUGCUGUUAAAAUUUUAAGCGACACGUCUGGUGAUGACAACCAUGUAAUAAAACAAGUAGAAAUUUUAGUGAGAGAAUUGUGUCGUUCAAAUUCUAUACCUGAGCCAGUGGAUCUUGAGAAACUGAUUGUUUCAAAUUCUUUAUCAUCAGAAGCCAAUGCUAGUAAGACUGUAGCAGAAGUAGCCGAUGAAGCUCCAGCUGAAGAUGGAAGUGAUGUAGAUACUGGAGACGAAGCGAGUGAGCAUGAUGAUGAUCUUGACUAUUUUGAAGAAGUUGAUGCUAAAAAAAUAAAGACUGAUGACGACAUGGAUUCAGAAGGAUUGGCAGUAUGGAACAGAUUGCAACAAAAUGGAAUGAAAAAUAUUUUAAAAAGUUCUUCGUCAGGUAGCACACAAGCUACUGAUCGUUUAAUGAAAGAAUUACGUGACAUUUACCGGAGUGAUGGUUUUAAAAAUAAAAUUUAUACCGUCGAAUUAGUUAAUGACAAUCUAUACAAGUGGAAUGUCGGAAUAAAGUCUACUGAUCCUGAUUCACCAUUGACCAAAGAUUUAGAGCGUCUCAAAAAAAGCGGAGGCAAAGAUUGCAUUCUUCUUGAAAUAUUAUUUGAUGACAAGUUUCCAUUUGAACCGCCGUUUGUGCGAGUAGUUGAUCCAGUUAUGUCUGGCGGUUUUGUGACGUCAGGAGGUGCACUUUGUAUGGAACUGUUAACAAACCAGGGUUGGAGUUCUGCGUAUGCAAUAGAAACCUUGAUAAUGCAGAUAUUAGCGACAAUGAUCAAAGGUAACGCACGUGUACGGCAAUUUGAUGAUACAAAGGGACUUGGUACUAGAAAUAAUCCAAAUUUACGAUACACUUUUUACGGUGCGGUGCGAUCAUUUAAAAAUCUAGUAAAAGUGCACAAAGAACGUGGUUGGCAUACACCCCCAAAUGAAGAGGGCUGAUUAAUUAAUAUUUGAAACGUAAAACAUUAACAGCAAUUGAAAUAAUAAGCUCGAGAAUGGAAAAUAAAAUAAUUACAGUUUUAAUUUUAAAAUUAUAAUAAAGAAUUUUGUAUAACUUGGAUUAUAACAUUGGACAUAAUUUUUUAAUUACAUAUAUGUUAAUAACUAAUAAUCAAACCAUAACAUAACUGUAGGAUAUAUGUAAAUAUAUGGACUGCUUGUGAGACUUAUUAUUUAAGUAAAACGUAAUUAAUUAUUUUAUUGUUAAUUCUUCAUUAUUUAAAUUUUCAUAAAAUUGUAAUUUCUUAUAUAAUUCUAUUUUAUUAUUAUGUUUAUUCUAGUGAAUGACGUUUAAUUUAAAUUCAAUUUCUCUAAGCUUAAUGUCAGAAAAUUAUUUUUGGUGUAAGAAUAUGCUCUCUAAUAAAUAAUUUGUUAGCUGUUAAUAAAUAUUUAUUUUCCCUGGUGGAAAUUUUUCGGAAUUUUCUCUGAAAAACUCAGCUUCUAAAUUCUAAAGGCUUUUCCAGAGUUUUUCAGAGAAAAUUUUGAAAAGUUUCCACCAGAGUUAGCCUGUUCAUUAAUAAAUCAUUGGCUAAAUAUUA